AUGCCGUUCUUUAACCCCAAAAUCAAGACUCAGAUCCACAUCAUAUCGCUCCUACUGGCGAUUGGGGCCAUGGCUGGGUCAGGUACCCGGAUAGCGCUUGCCGAGAUGCCCAUGAUGCGGCCGGACAUGAUGGCACUUGCUGCAGGUGGCAAGUCGAUCGCGGUGAUAGGCUACCAGCUGAUCACCCAUCAUGUUCGGGCCUGCAGGCGGGCCGCGAGCCGAAAGGCCAACCUGGUCCUCAACGCCCUUGAGGUGUUGUUCUGGGCCGCCGUGGCUGGGUUGGGCGUCCAGACAAACACGAAUGUGUGUAAGCUGGAUGGGAACCCCUUAAUCACAAGUUGCAUCAUAAGCUGGGCUGUCUCGGGCGCGGCUGCUAUUCUUUGUUUGCUUGCCAUUUAUUCGGUGGGAGUAUCCGUGGUAGAGCUCCGCCAGCCCCGCCAUGGUAAGGAUGAAGCCGAAUUCAUCUCACUGCCCGACAUGUACGAGGACACCAGCCCUCUGCGCCCAGUGCCCCCAGUGCCGUACAGCUCCGGCUACCCUCCACGGGGACAUUGA
Messenger RNA from Clonostachys rhizophaga, 555 nucleotides. The record is from the annotation of a GenBank genome assembly. NCBI's taxonomy places the organism in Eukaryota, Fungi, Ascomycota, Sordariomycetes, Hypocreales, Bionectriaceae.